AUGGCGUAUAGUUAUAAUAUCGAAGAGGUACCACCAGAUGACAUUCCCUGCAUCGAUCAUGAUAUAAGAAGAGCUAAAAAGUAUCUGCAGAAACAUAGUCCAGAGUCAGGUGAUAGUCUUUACGAUCACUUGACGGAAGUGUUAGCUAAGAUACUCGCUGAGAGACCAAGGAAUGUGGUGGAUAUUUUCGAAGAAAUCAGCAGGAAAGUGAAGGAAGAGAGGUUUAAAACUGAAGAUAAUCAUCUUCGGGAUUUGUACGUACCACCCGUGCAGUAUAAAGAAGCCAAGAACCUCAUAAAGCUGUUCAAAGAUGUCCAAGGUAUGGAUGCAGGUGAACAAGAGAGGCAGGCUGAAGAAGAGGAAGAAGGAGAAGAAGACAAGAGAAAAAAGAAGCCAAAUAUGUUGGAUCUUUUAUAUUAUUUUGAACAAACCAAUGUGGGAUUACCUCGUAGCGAGAUGGUGGUGCUUAAUUUAUCUAUUAGAAAACUUAUGAGCGAAACUCCUAUAGAAAACGUCAGAUUUUGGGGGAAAAUCCUUGGAAACCCAAAAAAUUAUUACGUAGUGGAGGCAGAUCUGCAACCGGAAGAAUUGAAUAGCAGACUACAGAAAAUAACAGAAGAGGAAGAACAGAAGCGGCAGGAAGAGGAAGCUAAAGCGGAAGAAACGAGGAGAGUUGCAGAAGAAACUACUGAAACUGCAGAAAAAGAAGCAGAGGGAGAUGCUGAAGAAGCUGAAGCAACAGACGAAAAAGAGGAGGGAUUAAAGCUUGUCUUUCCACCCCUGCCUACUCAUUCGUGGAAACCGCCACCGGAAGUACCUUCAGAGAGAAUAGGAAGUGGAGUGAAUACUAAAGUGUAUUUUGUAUGCAACGAACCAGGUUUGGACAAGUGGAUCGAACUUCCACCAGUUACUCCCCAGCAGAUAGUAAUUGCACGACAGAUUGUUCGCUAUUGCACCGGAAAUUUAGAUACACCGUUUUACACUUUCCCACCUUUUCCGGGAAAGGAAAAAAAUUAUCUCCGCGCGCAAAUAGCCAGGAUCAGCGCAGCUACGUUGGUUUCGCCGAUUGGCUUCUACACCUUUGGCGGAGAAGACGAAGAGGAGGAACUGGGAGAGGAAGUUGCAGAAACAGGAGCACUAUCUGAGAAUGUGCACUACGAUCCUCGACCUAUUAAGGACUUGAUCGACCCCUCUAUGUCAAACUGGUGUCACCAUGCUCCUUAUAUUUUAAAACAAGGUCGGAUUGUUUGGUGGGAUCCCCGAAGAGACGAUGAUCAGGCUAGAAUGGGAGAGGAAGAGGAAUUAGACGAAGAAGAAGAAAGGGAAGAAGAAGAGGGGUUGGGCGGAGUUAAAAAAGAGGUUGGACCACCCCUUUUAACUCCCUUGUCAGAGGAUGCUGUUGUAGAUACAAUAACACCUUGGACAGGAACGCAGUCUUCUCGAAUACUGCCAGACCUUGCUGUCGCGUUAAUUCGAUCGAACAUUUGGCCGGGAGCGUUCGCGUUCGCCUCUGGAAGGCGUGUCGCUAACUUGUACAUCGGCUGGGCUCAGAAAUACACCGCUUACAACUAUAGCCCACCAUGGAUGCCACCUGUCCAGGAUCAGUACAAAGUUGGUCCUGAGAUUAUGGAGAUUAAGGAUCCCACCUUCGAGGAGGAGGAGGCCUAUCGAAUUUCAAAAUUGCCACCACCACCACCUCCUUUACCAAUGGGUGAAGAAGAAGAAGAGGCAUUGGACGAGGAAGAAGAAGAGGAGGAGGAUGAAGAUGAAUGA
Molecule: messenger RNA, 1773 nt
Organism: Osmia bicornis bicornis
Lineage: Eukaryota; Metazoa; Arthropoda; Insecta; Hymenoptera; Megachilidae
Gene: Rsph4a
Product: radial spoke head protein 6 homolog A
Exons: 11
Coding region: 1-1773 (590 amino acids)
Biological process (GO): cilium assembly; axoneme assembly; cilium movement involved in cell motility
Cellular component (GO): radial spoke; axoneme
Source: RefSeq, a predicted model, not a curated record